Closterium sp. Yama58-4 is the source of this 1566-nucleotide messenger RNA. The record is from the annotation of a GenBank genome assembly. Lineage: Eukaryota; Viridiplantae; Streptophyta; Zygnematophyceae; Desmidiales; Closteriaceae.
AUGGCCGACUGGCCUCCACAUCUGGCGUCGCUCCUCACACGCUUCCUCCCGCCCCCCUCACACUCGCCACUCGCCAACGAUGGGCGUGAGGGUGGUGAGGAGGGAAGGAAAGGGGAAGGGGAGGCAGAGGGGGAGUGGGAAAGCGAGGGGCAAAGGGAGGAUGGGCGCAGAGAAGACGGGGAACGUGGGAGAGGUGAGUGGGAGGGUGCAGCAGUGCGGGCAGUGGGUGGUGGGGAUGCGGCAGGAGGUGCAUGUGUGCAGCAAGGGCGGGAGGAGGGUGGAGAGCGGAGGGGCGAGGGAGAAAGUAGCGUUGCAUGGAGGCGGGGAGAGGGGAGAGGAGAGGGGAGAGGAGAGGGUGCUUCGCUGAGGCACGGCGGGGAGGAGGAAGGGGGUGGCGUUGGUGGUAGAGCCGGGCGAGGUGGUGGUGUGCGUGAGGGGGGUGGCACUGGCGCACAAGAGGUAGGGACGGUAGCAAGAGCAGCAGCAUUAGGAGCGGGUCGUGCUGUGGGCUGGUGGAGCGAAUUAGUGGGGAGCUGGUGGCGCAGGCGGGGCAGAGGAGAGUGCACAGUGGUGGAGGAGGAUGCUGACAGGCGGUGUGUGGUCCUGCUGACGUGUGAGGACACGGGGUGUGGCAUCGCAGAGGAGGAGCAGCGCGACGUGUUUCAGGCGUUCAUGCAGGCACACCAGAAGAGACAUGCGCAUGGCGGUAGCGGCAUGAGCCUUCACUUGUCUCGCCAGCUGGUGUCUCUGUUGGGCGGCAGCAUGGGUCUCAUCAGCACAGAGGGCAUCGGCACCACUCUUCACGUCGCUAUGCCCUUCGAUGUUCCCGCGCCUCCUGCUUCUGCCGCUGCUGCUAAUUCCCAUGCUGCCAGUUCCGUCCCCAGCGCGGGUUAUGGUGCUGGCUGGAGGGCCGCUCCUGGGUCCAGCCCCGUUACCAGACCGUCCCUUGGUGCUCAUCCCCUCCCCACCAACCUUCCUCUCUGCCCCGAUGCCUGGUUGCACCACGUGGUGGACGACAACGCCAUCAACCGCAUGCCAUCUCCGUUGCUCCAAUUCUCAUCCCCUCUCCACCUUAUCUGUUCCCAGGUGGUGGAAAACAAUGCCACCAACCGUUCUCAGCCCCUCUGCACCCCUCCCUGUACCCUUUCUAUCCACCAGGUGGUGGACGACAAUCCGAUCAACCGGCGGGUGGCAGCGAGCACGCUGGCGCGGUACGGGGCGGAGGUGGCGCUGGCAGAGUCGGGCGAAGCGGCGCUGCGCCUGCUGCAGGCACGCCACUCCUUCCGCCUCGUGCUCAUGGACCUCCACAUGCCCGCCCUGGACGGCUUUCAGACCACCGCCCGCCUGCGCGCCCUCGAGGCCGCCGCCCCCACGGCCCAGGGUCGGGUGCAGGGAGAACAGGUGGGUUGGCAGUGGCGACGGCGUGUUCAUGUGGUGGCCAUGUCAGCAGAUGUGGACAGCACUGUUGCCGCUCGUGCCACCGAGGCUGGCAUGGAUGGAGCCAUGCAGAAGCCACUCAAUGAGAGAAUACUACUGCAGGUGCUCUCAACACUAAAUAGUUUGUAA